AGGGGGUUAAAGAAUGGAAGGGGAAAAAGUAACAAUCCUUUGUAGCGUGUGUUGCGUUCAUAUAAUAGUUGCUAUAUUAGCUCCUUCGAGACCCUGUAGUGCCAUGGUCUGCAUAGCAUCGGGGCCUGCUACAGAACUGCAAUACUACUGAUCGAACGUUUACUUUCUGCCACCAUGGCUAGCUAGCUUGAUUGCUUGGGUCAGUGUGUGUGUGUGUGUGCGCGCGCGAGAUAUUGUAGUCUUGCGAAUGUUCUGUUGUGUUGCUGGCGACGGUCUUACAUUCUGUAACCAGGAGCACAGAUACAUGUUGGUAGCCAGCCUAUAGUCACCCUCGAGGACUAAGUUGUCUACAGAGCUUGACAGACACAUUGAUCAGAUAUAGUUGCUCGUAUCGAGAGUAACGUGUCAUGUCCGGUUUCAUGAAGUUUAUAGAAGUAAUGGCUCAUUUCUGACAGUUGUUUCUUGGCUUUGGAUAUUUAUUUGUAGACAGCUAUUACGAUAAAAGGCAAUGGUAAAAUAGCCUAAUGAAAAUGCAAUGCUGAAAUGAAUGAUGUAUCAUUGGAUAGUCUAGACUAGAGUGAUGUGUGUGUGUGUGCGUGUGUGUUGCAAGUUGUAAUAUUAAUGUUGCAACAUUGUUACCAACGUUCACUAGGGCUAUUUAAUGAUGCAUUCUACCAUUUUCUGUGAAAGGAACAUGUUCUGUGAAAAGUUAUCAUAUCCGGAAUCAGUAAUAUCGUAGCCUAAUUAUUUAGUUGCAACUCUAAUUUUACAAUUUUGCAUGCAGAGUCGUUGAAACUUUGAAGGUUAUGUAUGAAUAACAUAAUAAGAUAUCUGGCCAGAGAUUUGUUCUUGUAGCCUAUAUAUUCCUGUUUCUCCUCCUCGUUCUUAAGUAUAGGCUACACUCAGCAUAUAUAGCAAUUGAUUCCUAAAGGUUUUGAUCUUGUAAAUAUUCAUAAUAAACGUGUGGAUUUUAAUACCCUUAUGUCAACAGGAACAUGUUGAAUAUCUUGAAUAUCUAUAGAUAUUAAGUUCAUAUCUAUAAAGCCUACACAAUAAUGUGAAUAUGUAAUUUAGCCUACUGUUAUUGUUUGAUAUGAAUAAUAAUUGACUGUAUAUAGAUGCGUUGUUGUGAUCCACUCGCAUAGCAGAGAAAUAAAUUAAUUCCUUGUGGAAUAAAAAGACCACCUGAAAAAUUCACACGGAAGAGUGAAAUACUUUCACCAAAGAAAGCCGAGGCUGUAGUCAGUUUUAGCCGGCCCAACAAGGAAUAGUGUAGCUUUUGUUUAGAAUCUCACUCAUGAGGUCUAUACUAUUGUUCCCAUUGUUACUUUUUCAUUUUUUUUCUGUCAAUUGUAUGAAGGGUUAGGGAAAUGAAUGAUGGUAAUGGUGAGGGCAGUGAACCGUAAAGAAGUCGAAAACAAUAUCAGCUGCGUGGGUCUGUCAGUUGCAAAUGUGCUGUGCUGGCCUUUGUUUAUGGUUACUGGAAGUUGAGCAGGCAGCAAAAAAACUUGAUGGUAUUUAAAUUCACUGAGCAGGAAACUAGUCUGGGAAACUAGGUUAGAAAAAGUGUUGGAUUUCACACAGACCUAUUUUCUAAAGUUCUCCUUUACUUUAGAGUAAAGAGGUAGGGGGAAGUUGGCUCGUUUUCCACACAAGCACCUCACUACAUUUACCUCCUUUUUUUGAGAGAGGAGAGAAAAAGAAACAAAGUUGUAUAAAGGAGAGGCUGGUGGCAAGAGUGUAGAGGAGUAGCAUAUGGCUGUAAAAGGAGCACAGCUGGAGGUAGCAUUUCCAUCUGAACAUGAUGUCAGAGCAGCUGACAGGCUGCCAUCCCCCAGUCUUUUAUUCUAACGCACAGACUGGGAGUUAGUGUGUGUGCGGAUCUGUGUGCAGGAGGAGGUAUCUCAUUCCCCUCCAACAUCUCCUCCACUUUGCAUCUGUCUCUCACAGUUAGCUUUUUUUCUCUCCUACCCCCUCAUUGAUUCUGCAAAAGAGCUGCAGCCCGGCCCAGCUUUUCUACUACAGCGGACUUAAUCAAGUUGAUGCAUACUGCAGGUUAUGAAGACAGCAUGGAGUUCCCAGACCACAGCAGACAUUUGCUACAGUGUCUGAGUGAGCAGAGGCAUCAGGGUUUCCUUUGUGAUUCCACUGUGCUGGUCGGCGAUGCCCAGUUCCGGGCCCAUCGAGCAGUGCUGGCUUCAUGCAGCAUGUACUUCCAUCUCUUUUACAAGGACCAGCUCGACAAAAGGGACAUUGUUCAUCUGAACAGCGACAUUGUUACAGCCCCGGCGUUCGCUCUCCUGCUGGAGUUCAUGUACGAGGGGAAGCUCCAGUUCAAAGCCCUGCCCGUGGAGGACGUGCUGGCUGCAGCCAGUUUCCUACAUAUGUACGACAUAGUCAAGGUCUGCAAGAAGAAGCUGAAGUACAAAGCCACUGCGGAGGCAGACAGCACCAAGAAGGAGGAAGACGCCUCCAGCUGCUCUGACAAAGUAGAGAGCUUCUCUGAGGGCAGCACGGGCCACCCCGCAACGGCCGACCUACUGCCCAGUGACGAUGAGGACCUGGAGGCCAAGCAGGACCCCAGUAACCUGUGGAUGAGGCUGCCCUCUGACCGCGCGGGCACCCCAGCCACCGCCACCAGCCCAAGGGAGGCUGACACCCAUGUCAGUCCCCCCAAACUGCAGUCCCCUGCCGGCAGCCCCAGCAGCUCUACUGGCUCCCUGUCCCGGAGAUCCCUGGGCUCCCGUGGCUCCCGAAGCUCCCGUAGCUCUCGCAGAGUGUCGGCAGAUGCGGACUGUGUCCUGGACUUGUCUGUGAAGUCCAGCCUGACGGGGCCCAGCGAGGCCUUGUCCAACAACCCCUAUUUCUGUGGCCGGGUGACGCCCGACAGCCUGCAGGGCACCCUGGUCCAGGUGAAGCAGGAGAAGAACACAGGCUCAGAUGAUGAGGGCCUGGUGAGUGGCGACUAUGAGAUGGACCACAGUGGGCCCAAAGCAACCCCUCCCAGAACCAACGGAGGACUGAACCACCACGGGGUCGGCAGCCAUGCUCACAGACGCCUGGGCCUGGAGGCCCACCUCUCGGCCCUGCGUGAUGCCUCCCUGGCCAGCGAGCUGGAGCGUGACGACAAGGUCAGUGAUGAUGACAUGCUGGGGGGAGAGAGUGAGCGGGCCCAGGUCGAGGCUGCCAGCAUCGACAGCGCCCUGCUGCCCUACGUGUCCAACAUGCUGAACGCUCCUCACACUCAGAUCUUCAUGUGCCCCCUGUGCAACAAGGUGUUUCCCAGUCCGCACAUCCUCCAGAUCCACCUCAGCACACACUUUCGCGAGCAGGAGGGUGUGCGCGCCAAGCCCGCCAGCGAUGUCAAUGUGCCCACCUGCUCCAUCUGCGGCAAGACGUUCUCCUGCAUGUACACCCUGAAGCGCCACGAGCGGACUCACUCCGGGGAGAAGCCGUACACGUGCACCACGUGCGGUAAGAGCUUCCAGUACUCCCACAACCUGAGCCGGCACGCUGUGGUGCACACCCGAGAGAAGCCGCACGCCUGCAAGUGGUGCGAGCGGCGCUUCACCCAGUCCGGGGACCUGUACCGCCACAUCCGCAAGUUCCACUGCGAACUGGUCAACUCGCUCUCUGUCAAGAGCGAAGGCCUCAACCUCCCCAACCUCCACAGGGACUGGGCCAUAGAGGAUAGUUCUCAAGAACUGUGGAAGUGAAGCCUGCUGAAAUGAUCAGGACUUUGUUUUUAAGCUAAAUGAGACAGGUGUCAGUGAAGGUUGGGCAGAGAGGUAAGGGGAGUUGGAGCAGGGUAUGGGUGGGAGAGGGGUCUGAAUCAGUCAUGUUUCUUGUACGUAACAUUGCAAAAUCUUGUUAAAUGGCACUUUAAUAGCACAUGAACGUGUUACUACUGUUUUCUGUUCCAGUCCUUUGUUUUGUUCUAUUUUAUUUGUUCUGAUUUUGUUGAAAAAAAUGUAUGUAAACAUGGCCGCUGGAAUCAGUAGCCAGUGUUUAGUUAUUUUUAGAUUUCUUGUGUAUAUACACAUGUCUAUACACUCCUUAAUCUAAGGCACACCUUCAAUGACAACCAUAUGAAGUGUUCAGGUAAUACACACUGAAGUUAGACUAUUAGAAUACACUAAACGGGUACUGUGAUCAUGAAUAUAUACCAGUACACAUACAUGUGUGUAUGCAUACAUGUGUGUAUAGUGCACUACUCUAAUUUCAUUUUCAAAUUUAAUCUGUGUGAAUGUGUGUGCGUUUAAAUUGUUUUACUCUGCAAAGAGGUCUGAUUUAAAUAUAGCUACAAGCUUCUGUUCCUUAAGCUCUUGUACAUUUUGACUUGUGAUAGGAAACUUGACUGAUGAAAGACAAAUGGCACUCAUGCAAUGUACAGCUUCAUUUUUCACAUUAAUUGAAGUAUUUUCUAAAACCCUUUAUAAAUGAUUAUUUUAGAAUUUCUUAAAUCUCUAUCUGCAGCUUUAAAACAUCCUUUGUUGAACAGAAUUUAAUUUAAGUUGGCUGUAUUCUAUCGGUUUCUGUAGUGAUUAUAUGGAUUUAUUUUUGGAAAAUGGGAUCUGUUAUUGCAUGAAGUCCAACCUGUAUAUUUGAAAUGUGAAUUGCUGUAUUACUGUACACUGUAAUUGAACAAAUAUAGAACAGACUAUGUGAAUACUCCAAGGGUGCAGUCUGUUAAAAAAAAAGUGAAUUUUACAGCUAUGGAAAAUGCAUGAAUAUGAUUUAUUGACCUUUUGUUGUAGUUUUUUUUGUUGCAUUUGAGGAGUGUAUUUUAAAUUAACUAAUUAUAUUCUUAAGUAGUUUAUUUCUUUUCUCUGCUCCUUUUGAGAGUCCGUUAGGACUCCUUUAAAAUGUUCUGCUGGGCUGUGAAGAUUUGUUUUGUCAAUGCACUGGUCUUGGGUUUGAGUUUGUGUAACGGUAUGUGAGGUGAAGCUUGUCGUCAGACAGAGGUGGGCAGUGUGGGCAGAAUGCCAGCAGUGACCUAACUAACAAACUCAUCUACAGAAGAUCUCCACUAGUGUGUUUGCCUCCCGUCCACACAGCACUUCGUCACCGUCUACUCUGCUGCAUGGUGGUCAGGGAGUUAAGGUUCCCAACUGCUGUAUCUAUCCAGUUAACGUUCUUCUUUGGUAUUUUCUGCUCUCUCAUUGACAUCAAGUAAGCAUUGUGGGUAAUUGAUUUAUUUAUAUUUUCAUUUGUUUCUAAUUGUGUGGCCAAUGAAAAUGUGUCACACUUUUCUAUCAGAGAGAGAGACUCACCUGCUCAUAUCAGAGUACUUAUGAAGGUUUAUUCUGUUUCAAAACCAAGCUGAAGAAUCGGAGAGCAGCACUGUGCUUAACAUCACGCUCCUAAUUUCUAUGUCUGUGUGUAUGUGUUUGGAUGCUCCUAUGUACGUACUGUAUGUACGCACGCGUGCGUGUUUUGUACUGAAAGCGCAAUCCUUACUUUUGAAGGGGGAGAAUUGGCAUGCUUGACUGCACCUUUUAAAGCUUAUUUAACUGAGAUUUAUGCUGAAAAGAUGCCUUUAUGAAAAUUAUAGUUAAAUUAUAGAUUCAAGAAAUCAUGGAUACUAUUACAUUCAAGAGGUGAAAUUAUUGAAUUAACUUUAAAUUAUAAUUUAUCAUUUUUUAAAUUAAAUUUGAACUGUUUUUUUAUUUUAAUAUUUUAUUUAGAACUUAUUUUUUAUUUGUUUUUAAUGAAUGAACAUUCUGGGGGAAAAAAUCUGCACUCAAAAUAUUUUUGUGUAGAAAGAUCAUGGAAUCAAGUAAAUGCCCAUUCUUGAGAACUGUCAAACAAAAGCAAAACCUUAACUAUACCCAAACUCCGAUGAUAGUAAGUAGAGCUAUGAAUGUCCGCACUUGUGGGGAGAUACUGGCAUGCCCACACUGGCCCGGGGGUUUGGUUUGCUCUUCAGUGGAUGUGGUGGUGGCAGCAUCAGCUGGUGACAUGGGUGCUCCUUGCCAACUGCACACAGUGUCAUGGCAUUUUGCACAGUGGUAAUUGAUCUGUUUGCAACCACAAAUAUAUCAUGGAAAAUAUCACUUGUGGAUUAACUCUAUUUGAAGACUUAUUUACAAUUAUUGAUGGCUUUUCUUAUUGUACUUGACCGCCUUAAACUACUGUAAACAGCUUUUUUUCUCCACGUUGUUAACACUGUAAGUUUGUAACUGGACUGUUUAUUGACAUUUUUAAAAUAGAAGAAAGUAAGCUGUGAAAUGACCUGAUAAGCAUCUCCAUUUAUCAUCAAUCCAACUUUGGUUACUUGAAAACAGGAAAGGUCCAGUGGGGAAAAACAUAAAUGUAGAAGACGAUAUACGAAGAGAUGAGGGUGAAUAGAAAUACAUCUGUUGAAAAGGACAAUCACUGUCUGAAAAAGAAGCAGAUUUUGAUUCAAAUAUAUUUGCUUCCCUGCGAGAUUUUGUUUCUUUGACAUUGUUCUUUUUCUGGAUUUAGACAUUUUAGCUUUGACAAUCAUAGUAUGUUUUAUGUUCUCAAGGGGAGUAAAUUCUAAGGCUGUUUAGUUUUGUACUUUUUUGGUGUGCUGUUGUUGAAAUUUUCAAAUUGUGUGCAAACUGCAAUAAAUUAUAAGAACCUUAACUCAA
This is a messenger RNA of Oncorhynchus nerka (sockeye salmon), 6617 nucleotides long. RefSeq names its product zinc finger and BTB domain containing 18 (gene zbtb18). Lineage: Eukaryota; Metazoa; Chordata; Actinopteri; Salmoniformes; Salmonidae. The transcript is spliced from 2 exons. The record is from RefSeq and is a predicted model, not a curated record. Gene Ontology annotation, cellular component: nucleus. Bases 2043 to 3716 code for a protein of 557 amino acids. Gene Ontology annotation, biological process: regulation of transcription by RNA polymerase II. Gene Ontology annotation, molecular function: protein binding; DNA-binding transcription factor activity, RNA polymerase II-specific.